Paramecium tetraurelia is the source of this 551-nucleotide messenger RNA. RefSeq lists its product as uncharacterized. Lineage: Eukaryota; Ciliophora; Oligohymenophorea; Peniculida; Parameciidae. The coding region runs from base 185 to 502 and encodes 105 amino acids. The transcript is spliced from 3 exons. The record is from RefSeq and is a predicted model, not a curated record.
AGAGUCUUAAGAAAUCAGCCAUUAAUCUUCUCAUAUCCUAGGAUGACUAAGCCUAAUUUUAUGAAUACAAAUACUUUAUUGGGUAAUUCAAUCCCAAGAAUGAUCAAGAUAAGAGUUUGUGAUCAAAAUCCAAUAGCGUUAUUUCACUUAUCAAUGUGCUGGAUUAUGCUUUGCCGCUUAUAUCAUGUUUGCCUAUCGAAGAAUGUUGAGUGGUGGUGUACUAUCUCCACUUACCAAGAUCACCGUAGAUCUAACCCUAUUAUCAGCCUCCCUAUUUCUAUCAUCCAAAAUAGGAGUCACUUCUGUCAUGAGGGAUCUAGUGCCUUUGCGUAAGAAAUUGCUAAAUGAACCAGAUGUUGAUUAUUUGAGACAUCUUCUUAGUAAAUAUAAGAAGUUUGAUUUUUACAAAGAGAACGAAUUCACAUUAUAUCAUGAUGUGUUGACAACAUCUGAAUUCAAGGAAUGGAAGGAGUUACACAAAUUUGAUGUAACCAAAUUCUGAGUAUAUAAAAGAAUGAAUUAUUAAUCAUUUGAUUUCUUUCCUUAAUAAA